Drosophila ananassae is the source of this 1445-nucleotide messenger RNA. RefSeq names its product TBC1 domain family member 20. Gene Ontology annotation, molecular function: GTPase activator activity. The record is from RefSeq and is a predicted model, not a curated record. Gene Ontology annotation, cellular component: endoplasmic reticulum membrane. NCBI's taxonomy places the organism in Eukaryota, Metazoa, Arthropoda, Insecta, Diptera, Drosophilidae. The transcript has 4 exons. Gene Ontology annotation, biological process: positive regulation of GTPase activity; endoplasmic reticulum to Golgi vesicle-mediated transport. The coding region runs from base 90 to 1109 and encodes 339 amino acids.
UCCCAUUGUUCCGGUUCAACCUCAAUAAGGGACGUUAGCUUUACAAUCUUUAAAUUAAUGUUUUAAGCAGAAAGAUAACUUUUUUAGAAAUGAAUGAUGUGGAGGUUAUAAAAAGCGAUCAACCGCCUUUAUCUUUUGAAAUUGUUCCAGAAAGUAGUGAAGAGCUACAGAAACGCAUUAAAAUAGAGAAAAUUAUAUCAAAUUCUUUUAAUCAAAACAUUUCGCUCGAAGUUUUGAAAUUGUUGUCUAUAUCCUCGUUUGGACUGGUUAACGACAAUCUUAGAAGGAUUUUAUGGCCAUGUCUUGCUGGGGUUGAUGCAAGCAUGUUAGAACGAGUUCCAAGUUUGAAUGAGUUUCAAAAUCACCAUGAAUAUAAUCAGGUUGUAUUAGAUGUAAAUCGAUCUUUGAAAAGAUUUCCUCCAGGAAUACCGUAUAAGCAGCGCAUCGCACUUCAAGAUCAACUUACUGUUCUUAUUCUACGUGUAAUUAAGAAAUAUCCCAACUUACGCUAUUAUCAGGGCUAUCAUGACGUUGCAGUUACAUUUCUCCUAGUUGCCGGAGAAGAAGUCGCCUAUGCCAUAAUGGAUAAGCUGUCAACAACUCAUUUUUCGGAGUGUAUGCAAGAGACCAUGGAAGCUACACAAAAGCGAUUAAUGUUUAUAUGGCCAGUGAUCAAGUUUGAAAAUGCAGAGCUUUAUGAGUUUUUACAAUCUUCUUCAGUCGGUACUUUGUUCUCCUUACCAUGGUAUUUGACGUGGUUUGGACAUAGUUUAAAUUCAUAUAAAACUGUAGUAAGAUUAUAUGACUACUUUUUAGCAUCCCCGAUAUAUACACCUAUUUUUCUAACGGCUGCUAUAUUAUUACAUCGGUGCAAAGAGAUACUGGAAGAGGAUUGUGACAUGGCAGCUGUACAUUGUUUAAUAUCAAGGUUGCCUGAAGACUUACCAUUUGAAGAUCUCAUAAAAGCUUCUACUAAACUUUACGCUAAAUAUAGUUUAGAAUUUUUAGAAAAUGAAGUGGAAAAACUAAUGCAUCAAGAAAGAGAGCAGCGGUUAAUGGAAGAAAAAAUGCUUUUGGAAACGUCGCAAAAAAGAUUACCCGAUCAGUAAUCAAACCACCAAAUUUUGAUAUUAAUAGAUGGUUUUCUAAUAUAUUGACAUCUAAAAUCAGUUUUAUUGACGACAGCAAUUCACUUGUAGUUGGUGUUUGUGCAUAUUAUUACAAAAAUCAGUAUUUGGCUGCAGGUAUAAGCUGAGUUCCAAACCCUUGUAUUCAAUUUAAUAUAGGAUGCAUAUCGCAUUUUCAACCAAGUCGCCCAAUAUUAAUCUAUAUUUUAAAGUUUACUUUCUAGAUCGCGUUUUGAUUACUUUUUAUGUAAUAUAAUAUAAAUUAAAUAUUUAAUUUAUAAAUAAUAAAAAAGCUAAAUAGAGUGCGAUAUUCUCAAA